This is a messenger RNA of Zingiber officinale, 2234 nucleotides long. Its product is annotated as phragmoplastin DRP1C-like. The transcript has 17 exons. Gene Ontology annotation, molecular function: GTPase activity; microtubule binding; GTP binding. NCBI's taxonomy places the organism in Eukaryota, Viridiplantae, Streptophyta, Magnoliopsida, Zingiberales, Zingiberaceae. The coding region runs from base 78 to 1931 and encodes 617 amino acids. Gene Ontology annotation, cellular component: membrane; microtubule; cytoplasm. The record is from RefSeq and is a predicted model, not a curated record.
CGUUUUUUUUCUUUUUUCCUUUUUUAAUUUCCCUCUCGCGAAUCUCGCUGCAGUCGUCGCCGUGCUCCUCCACUGCAAUGGCGACCAUGGAGAGCCUGAUCGGGCUUGUGAACCGGAUUCAGAGGGCGUGCACCGUCCUCGGCGAUUACGGCGGUGAUGGCGGAUCUCUCUGGGAAGCCCUUCCCUCCGUCGCCGUCGUUGGUGGUCAGAGUUCGGGGAAGUCGUCCGUGCUAGAGAGCAUCGUGGGAAGGGACUUCUUGCCUCGUGGAUCUGGUAUUGUGACCAGGAGGCCGUUGGUGUUGCAGCUUCACAAGACUGAGAGCGGGUCCGAAUACGCAGAGUUUCUUCAUGCUCCUAGGAGGAAGUAUACUGACUUUGCUGCUGUUAGGAAGGAGAUUGCAGAUGAAACUGAUCGGAUUACUGGAAAAACAAAACAAAUAUCCAAUGUUCCAAUCCAUUUGAGCAUUUACUCACCACAUGUUGUUAAUUUAACACUCAUAGAUCUUCCUGGGUUGACCAAGGUUGCUGUAGAGGGGCAACCCGAAUCCAUCGUGAGAGAUAUUGAAGAUAUGGUUCGGUCUUAUGUUGAAAAGCCCAAUUGUAUCAUUCUGGCCAUUUCUCCUGCUAACCAAGAUAUUGCUACCUCAGACGCCAUCAAACUUGCAAGGGAGGUGGAUCCUACGGGUGAGCGAACUUUUGGUGUUGUAACAAAGCUUGAUCUUAUGGACAAGGGUACUAAUGCUCUUGAUGUACUGGAAGGAAGAUCAUAUCGGCUGCAACAUCCUUGGGUAGGAAUUGUCAACCGCUCACAAGCUGAUAUCAACAAGAAUGUUGACAUGAUUGCUGCACGGCGGAAGGAACAGGAGUAUUUUGCUACUAGCCCUGAUUAUGGACAUCUAUCACAUAAAAUGGGUUCUGAGUAUCUUGCAAAACUACUAUCCAAGCAUUUGGAGAGUGUGAUCAGACAACGAAUACCUAGUAUAAUAUCUUUAAUUAACAAAACAAUUGAUGAGCUUGAAGCUGAGUUGGAUCGGCUUGGCAGGCCUAUUGGGGCUGAUGGAGGAGCACAACUUUACACAAUAUUGGAGAUGUGCCGUGCAUUCGAUCGAAUUUUCAAAGAACAUUUGGAUGGAGGACGACCUGGUGGAGAUCGGAUAUAUGGUGUCUUCGACAACCAACUACCUGCAGCUUUAAAAAAACUCCCUUUUGAUAGGCACUUGUCUCUGCAGAAUGUUAAAAAGGUUAUAUCAGAGGCAGAUGGUUAUCAGCCCCAUUUGAUUGCUCCUGAACAAGGAUAUAGAAGGCUGAUAGAUAGUUCUCUUGGCUAUUUCAGAGGUCCUGCAGAGGCAUCUGUUGAUGCUGUGCACUUUGUCCUGAAGGAACUUGUUCGGAAGUCAAUUGGUGAGACAGAGGAAUUGAAGCGUUUUCCAACUCUCCAGUCAGACAUAGCAGCUGCAUCAAAUGAAGCCUUGGAAAGAUUUCGGGAUGAAGGCCGUAAAACAGUUCUUCGUCUUGUAGAAAUGGAGUCCACCUACCUUACAGUGGAGUUCUUCAGGAAACUUUCUCAGGAACCUGACAAAGGUCAAGCUCCUGGCUCCACGCCAAAUUCUCAAGCACCAGAUAGAUACGGUGAUAGCCAUUUAAGGAGGAUUGGCUCCAAUGUUAAUGCGUACGUCGCCAUGGUAUGUGACACCCUGAGGAAUACUAUCCCGAAGGCUAUUGUUCAUUGUCAAGUUCGAGAAGCAAAGAGGUCACUGCUUAAUCAAUUCUAUGCCCAUGUCGGGAGUAGGGAGAAGAAACAACUUAGUGCUAUGUUGGAUGAAGACCCAUCCCUCAUGGAGAAGAGGAAUGCCAUAGCGAAGCGACUAGAGCUCUAUAAGUCAGCUAGACAUGAGAUUGAUUCUGUUGCAUGGAAUGACAAACUAAACUAAACUAAACAUCAGAUGCCACACAAACGAGUAAAAGCAAAGUCUUGGUCCAUCGUUCCUCUUCACCCUCUGUGGCGUUGACAUCUGACCGUACGUGGAGAUAUUGCUGCAUAGCUGCACCUCAUGAAUGCACUAGAUGUGAUGGGACAUGAAGGAGAAUGCAAAGACGACAGAUGAAGAAAACGUGUAUUAGAUAAAUGUUUGUGUUAGACUUUAAUGCAUAGUGCUUAUGAUAACUGUCCAACCAAAUAAAUUCUCAUUGAUUUAAUUUAGUGCAAUACAUAAAUUUUUAAAAUUUUUACGAAA